ACCCUGUAAAGUGGGAAAAAACAAAAGGAGAUUUCUUUUAACAACCGGUUCUCCUAAGUACUUAACUGCUUAGCCCCCUCCCCAGCUGGGAAAGCUCUUUUUGGUGGUUCCAGAUCAAUAAUCACUACUGGCAAUCCUGAGAGGAGUUUCCUUCUCCCCCAACCCUUGGGACGCCCCGCCUCCCACAGGGUUGCAUCUCAGGGAAGGGAACAAUUCAAUAUCAGAGACUCCUCUUAAUGGUGGUUAUUCUGGGAAUCGGAGGAUCACUGCAGGUUGGCUUCCAAGGAUCUAUGAUCACUUAUGCAUCUAUGCACAUCAAAGAGUUCAUCAAUGAGACGUGGUUGGAGAGGUUUGGACAUUCAGUCCGUCCUUCAACGCUCACCUUAUUGUGGUCUUCGGUGGUAUCCAUCUUUGGCUUGGGAGGUCUCCUGGGCUCCAUGAGCAGUGGAUGCCUGGCCGCCAAAUAUGGAAAGAAGAAGUGCUUUUGGGGCAGCAGCGUGCUGAUGGUGGCCAGCGCAUUCCUCCUGGGCUUCAGCAAAAUGGCCAGGUCUGUCGAACUCAUUCUGGUUGGACGUUUUCUGUGUGGCAUCAGCACAGGUGUUUGUAUCCUUCUUCAUCCCCAGUACCUCGGGGAGGUUUCCCCAAAAAAACUCCGUGGAUUUACCACUUCAACUGCUUCCAUGUUUUGGUGUUUGGGAAAAGUCCUCGGUCAAGUUAUGGGACUAAGGGAGCUUUUGGGAAGUGGGGCCCUCUGGCCAAUGCUGCUGGCCUUCAGUGGGACUGCGGCCUUGGUCCCCUUGCUCACACUACCAUUCUUCCCCGAGUCACCACCUUACUUGCUCUUGCACAAAGGAGACGAAGAAGGAUGUGUGAAAGCAAUGAAGACCUUCUGGGGGGAAGAGCCUCAUCGGGCAGAACUGGAUGAUUUGCGGAAAGAGCAAGCAGCCCUGAACAUCGCCCAGAGCAAGAGCUUCCUGGAAGUGGUCAAGGAGCCUUCCCUGCGCUGGCAGCUCUACAUGUUGCUUGUCCUGGCAGUGACCACACAGCUGAGUGGCAUCCAGGCAAUUUACUCCUACACCUUUGAAGUGCUCCAGACGGCUGGGUUCCACCUUGAACAGAUCCCCUACUUGGCCCUGGGAGUGAGCCUCUGUGAAUUUUUUUCCACCGUCCUUUGUAGCUUCAUCAUUGAACGAUUUGGAAGAAAGGUGCUACUCUGGGCAGGCUACGCAUUGAUGGGCACCAUGCUGGCUGGUAUCACCUUAGCUCUCUCCUUGCAGCCCUGGUUCUCCUGGAUGCCUUAUUGUUGCCUGUCUUUGAUCUUCUGUUUUGUAUUUGUCUUUGGAAUGGGCCCAGCUGGUGCCACAGUCUCUCUCAGGAUGGAAAUCUUUGAUCAGUCAUCCAGAGCCCCUGCCUUUGCGAUUAGUGGGACCCUCAGCUGGGUUGGAGUCUUUGUGAUUGGAAUGGUGUUUCCGUUGAUGAUGGAAAACUUCCGUCAGUUCUCCUUUCUCAUCUUCAUGGGGAGCCUUUACACUUCAGGAUUUAUUAUAUACUUCUUCCUGCCUGAGACAAAGAAAAAAUCCAUCCUAGAAAUCCGAGAAGAAUUUGAUAAACUUAAUUUUAAGAAGAAACAAAUUCCUGUUUUAGAAGCCAAGCUGACCAAAGACCAUGAAUUAUGUACCAAACUAUGAGAACGUUGGACUCUCAAAUCUCAGAGAAGCCCUGCAUGGUCCAACCUGCAGCUUUUUGGCGGUCCCUUUAAAUGACUCUCCAGAAUUGCUUCUCUAUCCCUAAGAUGUUAAAGCACUUCCAGUCAUGGAACAAAUCAUGGUUGUUUUGUGAUGACAUGAUCCAGUAAGAAAUAAAAAUCCUUGUAUUCUUCACAA
This is a messenger RNA of Pantherophis guttatus, 1883 nucleotides long. RefSeq names its product solute carrier family 2, facilitated glucose transporter member 11-like. NCBI's taxonomy places the organism in Eukaryota, Metazoa, Chordata, Lepidosauria, Squamata, Colubridae. Gene Ontology annotation, molecular function: D-glucose transmembrane transporter activity. Gene Ontology annotation, cellular component: plasma membrane. Gene Ontology annotation, biological process: dehydroascorbic acid transport. The record is from RefSeq and is a predicted model, not a curated record.